Ooceraea biroi (clonal raider ant) is the source of this 16789-nucleotide messenger RNA. It is a transcript of the gene tweek, whose product is annotated as transmembrane protein KIAA1109 homolog tweek. Lineage: Eukaryota; Metazoa; Arthropoda; Insecta; Hymenoptera; Formicidae. Gene Ontology annotation, biological process: synaptic vesicle endocytosis. The record is from RefSeq and is a predicted model, not a curated record.
CCUAUUUAUUUCUACCUCCCAGUGGUAGUUAUGCGUGAUGUGCUGUACGUACUGCCACCGAUGACAGUUCCCUGACAGAAUUACUGCAAUGAUAAACACGAAAGCAUGAAUGGCACAGCAAAAUUUCGAUGUCCUUUAUAUUCAAGUGUCUAAUAAAGUAUGCACAACAUUAUGAGUAAUUCUUAGUUGAACAGUCCAAAAAUCUAACAUCAUCAUGGAGGAGAGCGAAGUGUACAAUGUCACAGUUUCAUCCUUUUUUGGGAUUGAAUCAGCAUUUUGGAAUUAUUCUGAUCAUGUCAUCCUCGAUGAUCUUAAGAUGGACAGCAACUUUAUAUGGUUGCUAUGUUCUCUUGUAUCAGCCAUAUCCUGGAUUGUUUAUAUCGCUUAUUAUAAUAGCAGAGUAGCUGGUUAUGUAAUAACGAAAUUGUUAAAUCGAUUUGUUGUUAGAGAUGGAUACCUUCAAGUUGGAUCUCUCACCCUAAGUGCUUUAAGUGGCAAAAUAAUGUUUAGAGAUAUAGUUUAUAUUACAACAGAUUAUAGCUUCAGAAUUCAAGACGGUUGGCUUAUAUUUAGGUGGUGGAGGAGUUAUGUCCCUAAAGAUGUAUCGGAAGAUCUUUCGCACUCUGAUACAAGACUGUCAGUUAUGUUAAAUGGCUUCGAAUUGCACGUUUACAAUCGCUGUCAACUUUAUGCACAAUUGGAGAGAACCUUUGGCCUUACACCGCAAAUGUUCUCCGACGAGGAGAGCCAUGGCAAAAACAUUGACGAUCCGGACGGUGAAUCGAUAAAUAAUGCUACCAAUGAAAUUCGUCAUUCGCAGAUCAACGCGAUGGACGUGUCUCGUCAUGUGGAUAACAUCAGAAAGAAAGAGGCUCACGUAAUCGCACGUACCUGGCGAGAUUUGAUUCCAGUCAUCAAACUCGACAUCUGCACGGGGAGAUUGGUAUUCGGUAAUCGAUUAGUACCAACAACAUUGUCGAUAACUGUGGAAGAAGCGCAUUUCGUAUAUUCCACGAAACCAGCAGCGUCGAGGCACGAUCAUUUUAUGCACUUUACGAAAUGCAAGGCGGAAAAUUUUAAAGUAAUCUUAGCUCCAAGUCCGAAGUACACUGGGAUGGUCGACGAUCCACCCAGAUACAUGGGAGAAGGUUUCGUCGUGUUAAGCUCGAACAACAUGGAGGUCUAUUACUACAUGGACGAACCCGGUGUUGUACCGGAACAUCCUGAAAUGAUACGUUUGGUGAAUGGAGACAUGGUUGAGGCAAUGCCGCCUAUAUGGGGCAUCGACAUCAAGUGCGGGAAGGGCACGGACUUCAGUUACGGUCCUUGGGCCGACAGACAACGAGAGCAUCUGUUCAAAUUCUUCUUUCCCAACGAUUAUCAGCCGCUGAAAAUUACGAAAGCGCCCAAACCAGGAGACAAGAGACAAGUGCAGUCGUUCGAUAUCAGAUUGUCGACGUUGAACGAAGCCACGAUCGAUAUACUUUUUAGUAAAAACAGAGAAACGAAUGCCGUUCACGUUAACGUAGGGCCCGGAUCUUAUUUAGAAAUUACAAUGCCGUGGAUAGUGUUGCAGGAUGGAUACACCACGAAAAUAACAGGACAGCUCCUGCAUCUAGAAGCUACGACUAGUUUGCAGUAUCGGAGUCUAGUCGAAAGCGAAACUUUAGAGUUCGGCGUGAAGUGUCAUUAUCCGAUUAGGUGGAACGAUCAUCAAGAGUGGACGUUGAAUUUAACUGGCUGUAAAGCAACCGCUAAUCUAGUCUAUUCGCACAAGGACUUCUUCCAAGACAUGAUCAAUGACUGGGCGAGUAAGGCAAGACCCGAUAUUUUGCACUUUGUUCCAUACACCUGGAAGUUCAGUUUACUGCUGAAGGAAUUCGAACUCAUCACGAUCUGCAACGAAUACAACUGGAUCGAUUGUUCAUCACAGAACCAGGAAAAUGCGCACAUCGCUUUCUGCGGAGAGUUUUUCGAUCUGUCGUUCGAUCUUCCAUUCGUGGACUUUCUGCCUGUCACGAUACCGUUGCGGUUUUGGAUACAAGGGGAAAGCGUCGAUCUCUCUUUCUAUCUACCAGACGUUAACACCAAUCGCAUCAUUUUAUUAGCGUUGGACAAGAACGCGAAAAUUAUGACUCGCGACGGAUCGCUCAAGCAUUUGCACGAGUUGAAUAAGGGCAAGAAAUGGAGGAACUUUUGCCAGAAGGAAUCGGGCUGGGUCGACUGUUGGUCCGUGCCAAUCGUCGCUUUGAGCAUCAAUUAUACUUAUCACCUGUGUCCACCUCUAGGUCCCACUCCACAAGCGAACAUAACAACUCCGGAGAAGGAGGAGAUUCUCCUAUCACCCAUGCGAAUCCCUAAGUGCAGAAAGUCACCUGGCUUGCGAUGGGCGAGAAAUGGCGCACAGAAGUUUGAUCCACAGUCCAUAGCGCCUGAUAAAGUCAGCGUUGAACUCGAAAUCGGACCGUCCAUACUGAUUCUAUACGGAUCCUUACUGAAGAACUUUAUGCACCUGAAAGAAAAUUUAUUUGGGGACUAUCAAACGUUUACCGAUAUGCAACAGAGCAGGAGCAAUUCAACACCAGUGAACGCCGAGAGGAAUAAAGACAAAGAUAUACAGAACAGCAGUAUCGAGGCGUCCAUGGAGGACGAGGAAACGAAAGCGAAGCCCUUUGAUCCGAGGGAUUACAGGCCGUUGGAAGUAACCGUCGGUGUGACCAUGCAUGACAUUCAAGCUCAUUUGAUCAAGAAUUGCAACGAGAACGACCCUCCAUGUCCGGUUAUACUUUUGGAACGCUUCGGAUUCGAGAUGAGGAAAGGAUACAAAGAGACGCAGCUUCAAUUGCUGCUUUCGCCUGCGAUCGCUUUAGUCACCGACAACGUGGCGAGACCGAACAAAGAGCAUCAUUUGAAUCAAGGACACUUGAUGCUGAGUGCGCUGCAAGUCAGGGGUCACGCCAUGUUCAGCAACGAAGGAAGGAGCUUGGAUCAGGAGACAUUGGAGUACGCGUGGUUGAUCGAGGUGCAAUUGGGCAAGUUGAACGGCAAGAUCACUUCGCCUCAGUUACAUCAUUUCGUUACGUCGUUGGAGACCUUCUUGCUGAUGGCGAAAAGCACCGAAAACAAUUUACGUCCACCGAAUUUACCAUUUCAGUGCCACCACGGCCUCCCUCCAUUGCAAUGUCCAGAGAGCGACGUUGAUAAGCAUUACAGAUGCCCGAGUUCCGAAGAUAUAAAAUACAGGAUGACAAGACUGUCUAUAGAUGCUGUUGAUUUGUAUCUGCAAGAAGUAGGUACCGCUAUACAAUUUUGGAUAUCUCCGAUUCGCGUUGCUACCUGCAAUCUUCACGGACACCAAGUAAAGUCGGGUGUCACUGCCGUUCUGCCGACGAUAUUGAUUCGACAAUUCGUGUCCGCGGCAGAUUAUUUCGCAAAUACGAGUAAUACCAAUACAACUGGUAGCGGGAGAUCGCACAAUAAUGCAAGCAGUCGAAUGUCAGGUGACGGAUCAGACAUAUGGCUUGAAGUGGGGUCUGUAUCUCUGGGCCCGGUAAUUUUAGAAGCCGCGAUUUCCCUUCCAACCCCAGAACACAAUAUGCACCUAGUACAAAAUAAAUAUUUAAAAAUGCACGAUGAGACAACGAAACGUUUAUGGUUUUUGUGGCCGCAAGAGAGCGGUGUAAAAGCAUCAAAAUGUGGUUGCAUCGGAGGUUGUGUAUUCUUCGGCAACAAUCGAAACGGACCAAAAUUUUUUAAGCCGAGCUAUCAUGAUCUUCAAGAUGGCAUUAACAUCGCUGCUUACAGAAUUCACGAACCUGGCAAAGAAAAAGGUUUUGGACAGUCUAUUUUGCACGAUGGUCAAUUGAUAUUCCACACACCGCCAUAUAGUUUGCAAGAUAUAUCUUUGCAAGACGUAUGUUACCCUAUAACAGGAUUAACAGUGAAUCAAGAUGUUUCGCAAACUUUAAAGAAAAGCGUUGAACGGCCGAAAUCUGUGACCGAUCAAAAUAAGGAAGAAAGUAGCAGUACAAAAUUGAAUGUUGCUUCUGCAAGUCCAUUGAUAUCUAACGAAGAUAGGAAACCGUUGGAUAGAAGAUUUUCUUAUACAUCGAUGCGUGGGCCGAAUGCGAAAGAUGUACCAUAUUCCCGAUUGAUCGACGCUAGUCCCGUAACGCAGUUACCUCAGAAAUUGGAUUCUGAUUCGAAACUGAACGCGGAGCGCAGUAAAUCCAUUUUGAGCGUGCCGGAGAUUGAAACCGCACCCAAGAGCAGCGUGUCGGAUUCCAAAUUGGCCGUGGACUAUUUCACCGCGACGGAGAAUGCGGAAACGCUUGAAUCAAGUAGCCCGCAGUCUCUACCCACAGUACCGACUGAAUUUAACAUCUCGACGCGAUCGACUGCAAAAGAUAACGAAAGAGUGAACGUAUCGGAUUCUCAUCAUUCGUUAUACGCGAGAACGAGUUCGGAAGAACGAUUGAAGCAGGAGGUACAACGAACGGUGUCCAUGUCGUCUGAGAAUCAGUCGGAAGCGUUUUACUCUGCCGACGAAGAUAUGAGCCACGGAUUGAGCGGAAGUCGGACCUCCAGCCUACGUCAAUCCAUCAUCGGUUCCGGUUGCGUUUUAAAUCGCAAUGACAGCAUAAAAAAGAAAUUCUCCUCGGAUUUGUCUAUCGUCGAGAGCUCGGCUAACGCGAACCUGUCGGUGGCGGAUAAAGCACAUACGUUGGAGAGAGCGAAGACACAGAUAUUGAGCACAAAGAGGAGCCCUAGAAUCAAUCGAAACGCCAGUUUUCAAAAUGAGGCUGAUCAGACGGAGAAUGGCGGUUUGCAAGAUUCCUCGGACAGCCAUUCGGUGUCGUCGACGAGUUUCAUUUCCGCUGUGUCGUCGCAGGAAGACGUCACGCUUGUGAACUUGCAUAUGCAGGUUAACAAGCCGAUCGUGGACUCGCCGCUACUGAUGUCGAGUUACGUCAGCCAUUUGACGCAGGUCCGCUGUUCAAAUUGGAACCAAUCCUCGUUGCCUUCGGGUGGUGACGCGUUUACCACUUCCAUGUUCCAACGCGCUGAAGACGGCAGAUUAAUUUACACCGGUGGGCGAUACGUACCGAAACUUGACACGGUCACCGAGGGUUUCACAUCGUUGAAAAUGGUAACACGCUCUGACGGUUCGCCGGUCGCAAGUUCGUCCAACAAAACACCCACGCAUCCUUACUUGUGGGACGACAUAUCUCUAAACCAAACGGAAGGUGAAGAUGAUCAUGCAAUGCACGGCGAGGAGGAAUUAUUAGCAAUAUUGCACGAAACUGGAUCACGUACGACGGUCAUUGCUAAAUUUAAGGGAGACGUCGACAUCAUGCUGAGCCCCAUGGUUCUCGAAUCGCUUCAGCGUUUCAUCGAUAGUAUCAUACCAACACUGGCUAGCUUGCAUCCAUUAACGAUUCUGAAUCAUCUGCACAACGAAUGUAUAAGCAAAGUGGAAGACGCGAAUAUUUUAAAGCAAGAUCAAAGUCUGUCAUAUUGGAGCCAAGUUCAAACCAGUUCGAAACGAUCGACAGCAGAAAGGAAUAUCAAGAACGGUCAAGGUAAGAUUGCGCUACAGACGAAUGUCUACGAAGAAAGCAUCACUACACAGAUACAAGGCAGUAUUAUUUUACCGAAGCUGAAUCUGACACUGUUGCAAGCAUCCGUCGUGGAAGAAAUCAUAUCGUUCUCUGCGUUAGAAAACAUCCGUGACUUAACGUGCGUAUCGUUGUUCGCGAUAUGUCUGGAUGACGUUACUGCCAGAUUCUACCUGGGGAAACAAGCUCGAGAGGUCGUUCAAACCUUCCAUAAACCAGCUGCAUUGCCAAACCAGAAGAAGGUAAACAAGAUCAGCAAAGCAUUCCUGCCCGGGCAUCAGACUACCGCGGUAGUAGCCGACGUGGGAGGAGAAACGGUGUACAUAGAAACAUCGGAGAAGCAACAAGAAGAGAUUAUAGUCACUUUGAAUAUCGGCAAAGCGCAUUCCCAGUUAAGAAGACUAAGAAAUGAAUCGUCAAUACUGAAGGAUGCAGUGAUAACUGCUAUACCUGCGCAUUACUCGAAAGUGCUGUUCACCUGCACAAGAAUGACGUCGCCGUUAAAAUGCGUGGAUUAUUAUUUGCAUCAUCUAAUCGACGAGAAAGAAAAACUAAACAAACAGACUGGACCACCGCAAGCUACUGAGGAGUUCACUAUGGGAUGCGGGGAAGAUAGAUUAGGAUUUAUCAUGUUUGAAUGUGGCUUGGAGGGCAUUAAAUUGAAAGUAGUGAAGAGAUCUCAGUUCGAGAAAGGGGAGAACGGUGAUGGCGACAAGAAGAAUGAAACCGAAAUAUUUUGUACAGAUAGCGUUAAAAGUCAGGACGAACUAGAUAAUAAUGCCGCUGCAUUCGCAACAACGACCACUGCCGAGACAGAAGCAAAACCGACAAACGCGUCUGCUGGCACGCAAAUGAAUAUGAGUGCCACCUGCACCAGUCUCACGUCCAAAGUAGCGAACGGCAACACCGUGUCGUGCGUUAUCGAACUGAAAACUGUAUGGUUUAAUUUCGCCGCGCCACCACGUACCCCGAUAACGAGGAAGAUCGAUUAUACAAGACUAGAUUGGAACUUGCUCAGCACAGCAUCUCCGGCGAUCAACGCGUGGAUGAAUCCUAGUAAUAAAUUCGCGAUUCGGAUCGUUCACAUGUUCAGAACGAUGUACCGAAGAUCCACUGCGAUCGUUGCCUGCCUCAUGGCAGAGGCGUUAGACGUGCAAGGAAUUCACAUGCUUCCGAAGAGCCGUUACGGGAGAUUGACGCCACUAGCGAAAACGUUGCAGGAGGAUCCCUCUUGUCAAUUAUGUACCAUAUUACAGAAUUACGUUUUAUUAUCCGAAAUUUUAAAUAUCGAAGCCAACUUGAAAGAAUCUGAUUUACCACUUCUCUCCACACUCCGGCAGGGUGUUAUUGUAUUGAGCAGGCAGUGGAAGAACGUACUUUACACGCCAUUAUUAUUGGAGCAUAAUUACAAAACGAAACAUGUUAAACCAUUGAACGUUACAUUUGCUGUGUCAGAUCCUGAUGAGGAAAAUCUCUUGACGGACGGGGAGGGUAGUGCAGGAGAUGUCGAUGAUCAGGAAGUGACAGAUGAAUGUGCUAUGCUCAUCCACACGGACCACAUGCACAAACAUACACAUAUCAAAGCUGGACAAGAUAAAACACCAGGUAUAUGUGAUGACGGUUUGACGGUUCCUGUAAGUUCUCCUCGUGGGAAAGAUACAACCCCCAUAGCAACACCGGUUCCAGGUCCGGACUCAUUUACCUCUCCCUCUCCACCCGUAGCUCUUCCAAAGAGAGGAAAAACAUUGCAACCAAUGCAAGUGCCUGCUAGUACACGUGCAAGUAUCGUUUUCCCCUUACUCACCAGUGGCGGGCUGUUCAAUCAAACACGAGAACCGAAUAACAUAAGCUACGGAACACUGAGGGAGGAAAAGACUCCGCAGAUCCACGUUUCGCAUUCACAUCAGCUCGGUUCCAAUCCUAGCAUUUAUUCUGGAGGCAUAGGUCAUGGUAGUCAACACAGCACUGGAAGCGUAGACCAAGUAACGUCUCCUACGAGUCAUUCCACUAAACCCAUGAAUACAGGGGAAGAUCUGUAUAGUUGGAUGGCGAAACAGCAAGAAUUUAUAAAAGACAACGACAAAGGAAAUUUAAAGGGAAAUUGGGUCUUUCGUACAGAGCAAAAGUCUACAAAGGACUCUAAGAUUAACACUAUGACUACCGAUGACACGGAAGAUUCUGAUAUACAAAGUGGUGCUUUUCUGUAUCCGAUGAAAGACUCUCUGAGAUUGUUGGAUGCACAUUUGAUCUUUGAGCCGCUCUUGUCGUCUUUGUCAGUUAUGCCACAACAGAUGUUAUCAGUUAUUGGAUCGGGGAAUGUAAAUAAUAUGUCCUCCUUAGAUUCGUUAGGCUCAAAUUUAUCUCUUGUAGGCAGUAUGGACACUAUGCGUAUCGAUAUAGUCGUGAGCGAAUUUGGUAAAGUGACGGAGAAAAAGAAAAGUAAAUACGCGCCGAGAAAGGGAGGUACCACGAAAUUUUAUCUCGAUAUACCACCGGAGACUCCAGCGUUUCUCUGCGAGAGAAUUGGCAUCGAUAUCGAUGUUAAAAAGAUGGCUGAUAUGACAGUGGAUGAUAUGAUACAGAAACAAAAUGUUUUGUACAUAUCGAGAGGUCAAUUGAAGAAACACACUAGCACAGUUGUUAACAUUAGCUUGAAUAUCCGAUACAUAAGCCAGCAAGUAAACAUGCCACUUCUCAGAUUGUUACAUCAGAUAAGCAAUAUGUAUCAGAACGUUAAAGAGACGCAGAUGGAGCUGAAGGAACAACAACCUGAAGGGAAAAGGCCCACAAACAUAAUCGUUAGUGAUACCGCUGCCAAAAAUGGUUCGUCAUCGACAUCCAAUUUGCAAGAACAGUGUUUGACCGGCGGCAAGAAAGUCGAAACAUCAUUGUUGCGCAAUAGUUCUGAACCGAAUCAGUCAAAAGCGUUGCCGGGUGUGACCGUACGAUCUCGGCCGCAAAGUUUCGCGCAGAAAUUACGAAGUACCGGCAAAAGCGUAAAAGGCUACAUCAACUUAAGCGAAGGCGUUAUUACACCAAGUUUCGGAGCGAGUCCCAGUGGAUCCGGAUUGGACAAGUUCACAGUGCUGUCUGACAUGUGCAAAGAUAACGCACAUUUGACGCCACGAUGCUGGAAAACCAUAUACUACCUCCUGGAUUUGUAUGCAACUCGUCCGGAAACCAAAACCAUCACCCACCGGUUCUCGAUACCUGCGGACGCGGCGGAACAUUACAAAAGCGGAAGAAAGUACGAGAUUUUGAACGAGACCAAGGAUGUCGACAUCGAGAAAGGUUUGAACGCGGAGAAUAGUUCGACACCCAUCCCUCCGUCGAGAGAAUUAAACAUCGUGACUGGUGAAAGAACGAGAUUGAUCAUUUUUGGUGUCGCGCGGAUUCACCGAACCAGACUGUUGGCUACUUUAAGUGGCUUGAAGCUCGAAGCGGAGAUCACUAGUCUACAUGCUAGUUUGACAUGCCGCAAGAAAUCGCGACCCGCCAGUCUGGAGUGCAGCAUGACCGGACAAAUCGGGAGAACCAUGAUCGUUUUACUGGAAGGCGUUGCUCCUAGCCAGCAGACAGUCGUAAAAGUCACCGUCGGAAAGUCGCAGGCUCUAUAUUCCAGUAUUACGAGGCGUCAGAAGGACAAGAACAGUGGUCUAUUGACCGUCGGUGCUGUGAACAUCGAUAUACCGCAGCAUCCCGUAGCCCUGCACGGAAUGAUGACCAGAGGCAGCAAGCAAUUAUCGUCAACUUUACAGGAACUGAGAGUCACUAGAACAUCUUCAAGAAUGUCACGAGGACAACAGCAGGAUGAAGUGGAUGCCGCUCCGGGUAGUCCGCAUCAUUAUGCUCCAGUUCCCUCCAUAGACGUGCAAAAGCCGCAGGCCGUGUCUGCUCUUCUGGAACCCAUCGUUAUGCAAUUCCACAUAAUACUUCAAAGUCUGAGCAUAACUGCGGCAUUGCUACCGUCUCUCCAAGCGCAGUACAAGAUGGACCAAGUCAACAGUUCCGGCAUAACCGGUAGCAAAGCAAAGUUUACUAUUGACCUGCCGCAUCACAAUCUGAGCUUCACGACGAAGCUGCAAGUGACGGAAGCGAAUCUGCCAUCCGAAGCUAGUAUCGAGUUGCCUAAAGUGCACGUGUCGGCCGAAUAUAUUCAAGAUGGUAGCAGCAAUUUGAACGACAGUAAACUGGCAGACGGUGUUGUGUUGAGACAAGGUAGCUACUUGAGCGCAACCGCGGAUAUCGGGGUGUUUGAGCAUUCCCUAACAACGGAUCUCUUAAAUCAUUUGGUAUUUGUACAAAAAGUAUUUAUGAAAGAAGUGAAUGAAGUGGUGCAGAAGGUAUAUGGGGGUGAGAAACCAGUACCUUUGUGGCUUGAGGACGAUGAGCCGACUAGUUCUACUUUGAAAAGAAUUUUAUUCUCGCUGAUUAUACGUAUUAAGAGGAUUCAGUUGACCGCUACGACCCCAACAAACUCGGCAGUACGACUGGAGACUGGCGCAGUAGAAUUUCAACUGUCUAACAGAGUGCAAAACGUUUCCGGAGCUACUCAGCCCAAUCCUUACAUGAAAUUGUUCGGCAAAGCGCAAGUCGACAUUAAUCUAAGUCUGGGACAGCUAUUGAAAAAUAUCUUAUUCGAAGAGGCAGAACCCGAAUUUCAACAGUUCGCCUUUUUCAAUACUAGAAUAGGAUUGCGAAAUGCGUUUCAAGAGGAGAUGGCUCAAGGUGAAGACAAGGAAGUAGUUUUAAUCACCCUUAAACGUCCACUCAUAUACAUACAACCGAUGGCCGUCGAUAAAGCUAUACUCGUCUGGUUAAAUUACAAAAAUGCAUAUGAAUACUGGAACGAGAAGCGAUCUAACUUGAACAAGGAAGUUUUGACUGCCACGCAGCAAGUGUUCGAGAAAGUUCCGUUUGGGCAACUGACGAGUCAACUUAGUGCACCUCAUCUUGGAACAUUAUUCUUGCAAUUAACAGUCGACGAUAUGGGUAUUUGCUUGCCGCUUAAUCCUUUACCUCCGAAUAAUUGGAGAUUAAAUAGAGGCCUCUAUGGAGAUGGAGAAUCGCGAGGCGCUGUUGUGGUAACGCUUGAGAAUACAAGUAUAUCCGCUUGCAGCAGCGGUAGCUUAGUGAGUAAAGGAAGGUUCGUAGGAUUAUGCUUGAGAUUUGCAGAAGACUUUGAGACUUCUCUGGACGAUUGGAAACCAGAUAUGACCGAUAGCAAUAUAAUGAAUUUAUGCGUGGUGUCAGAGGGCACUUAUGAAGUAUGCAGUAGGACCAUCGCGCAGAAGCAAGACAAGUCUGAUAAUGCUAAAUGGAUCUUGAAUGUACAAUGGCAAAUGGAAGGAGUUGAUAUUCAUCUUGAUGUCAGUGUGGGACAGCAACUAUCAGCUCUUGGACACACAUUAACGAUGCUGACUGGCUCCGAGGAGGAAGACGAUAUUCACGUUCCUCCAGAUUAUGACAGCGAUGAUGGAGAUCAACCAGAAAACAGCACUAGCCAGGUUAAGAAAAAAGAAAGCAUCUUAAUGAAGAAAUCGAAGAAUUGGACCGACAGUCUCCCAGCAUUUAUCUUUGAUCCUACGCUCGAUGCAAAGAAGAGGUCGCAACUGAUAGAAAAGGAAAUGAACGAGCAAGCUAAAAUCAUAAAUGAUUUACGAUCAUUGGGCGCUUCGCACGGGACAAUCGAACAAGAAAUGAAACGGCUGCACGAGUUAGAAGCGAUGGUAUUCAAAGAUUUUAGAAGGGAUAUGAUACAGAAAUUAAGGAGACAAUCCGUUAAAGCUUCCGGUAUCAAAGGUAAAUUAGGUCUAGGCAGCAAAACGAAUGCGUAUCGCUCGAGAUCGUUCAUCGUACCAUCGCCCACGCCUGAACAUCAGUUAGAAAGCCCGGAGGACAUGAAUACGGAAAUUAAUUCAGCAAACUCGGCUAGUUACGAAAGCAGUCCUAGAAGCGGUCCCAGUAGAUCAGCUUCUCUGCGAGUGAGAGGACUUGGCGGACCGCGAGUUACUUUCAGCGACACCCAUACGAUGUGCAGGCAAUCGUCCCUACCGAGCGCCAGUUCAGACUUGAGUUUACCAGAGGGAGAGUUGGAGUGGCCAGAAACUAUCGAGAUAGAAGGAGAACGAGUAGAAUUGAGAAAAAAGAAUAGGGAUGUUAGUUGUACGUCCAGUUACGACAGUAUGGAAGGAAACGCACCGUUACUUGAUUCGUUCAGCAAGGAGCAAGCUUCCUCGACGUCAUCUCCGUACAUUACAUCUCAGAAAACUCAGGAACCUAAUAUAGAUUUCGAGCUUGAUGUCAAAGUUUUGAUCAACAGCGGAAAAUGUGUGUUACAUACAAAGGAUCCAGGAAAGGAAGAUGAAAUUAAACUUUUGAGUCGAAUGAAGAAAGAACGAUCAUGCUCCGGCGGCACAUUCGAAUUUCAACCUGGCAGUCCUAGCAGUAGCAGAAAACACUUAAAUAGUAAAGAAAAACCGUCGACAACUAGCACGUCUCGAUUGAGAUAUCUGCAGCAUACAAAUGUGCCUUUAGUAGAUUUAACGAUUUUUCAUAUUCCUGGCUUAGAUGUGAAGGUUCAUUACGAAUCUAAGACUCUUCCGGAGGAAUCAUUAUCUCCUCGUGUAUCCGCCGAGAACAGCUUACUGAAUCCAAUUACGAUGACGAUGCUCAGAAAAUCCAGCACCAAGAAGGCCAGUCUAUUCGCUUGGAUGACUCUUCAAAGCAUUCCAGAGGAAACUAUCAUUAGUCCUCACAUCCUCGAGUUUUUAGAGCAAACUUUAGAACCAAUCCCGAGCAAGAACAAUUUCCAGAGCAACGCGCAAACGAGUGCUGGCUUUUUGGAAAAUACGGAGAACACAUCGUGGGCUGCCACCGCUGCGAGUAGCAACUAUGUGUAUGCUAGUUUUCCGGUCGAUGUCAUAGUGUACUUUCACAUGCAGCCGUCCACUUUUAGAUUUUCAUGUUUACCAGUCUCGCGAGUAGAAUGUAUGCUACAAUUGCCAUCUCUUGACAUUAUCUUUUCAUCGAAACGUGCCGAGGAAGAAUUAAUAGAGUUUCGAGAAUUUAAAUCGCCAACAGCGGGCAAGGAAACCGGUUCAGCCAUUGGUGGAUUAUCCGUUACAGGCUGUUUAGCUGAUUUUUCUGUUUAUAUCUUUCAUCCGUACGGUGGCGGGAAAAAGACCGGGCUGAAAGAAGCGCAAUGGUCACCGUUAUCCGACAGUGAGAGGAAAGAUUCAUUGAGCAUCAACGUCGAAUUCGUAAAAUUUCAUUUGUCGAGAAGCAGGAAAUUGAACUUUCAAAGCGAGCAACUUAAGAAGCUCUCAGAUACCAGCCGUGCUGUCAUACGAUUUUCAACUAUUAUUGAUAUUGGAUCUGCUUCAUUUAAAUACGAUAUGCGCCGAUUGACAGAAAUCUUGGCUUUUCCAAAAGCUUGGUAUCGACGCAGCAUAGUGAGACGUCUGUUUCUGGGAGAUUUAAGUUCAGCUACCGCGUACCCUGAGGAGGACGGAAGUCGUCCGUUAAAUCAAGAAGAAGCUGUCAUGGGUAGCUCAUUGUUAAAGCAUUACGAUAGACACACGUGCGAUUCAUUGUCGAAAAACGCGCCCGAGAGGAGUCCUGUAUUGAAUAGAGAAAAGUUGAAAUUAAGCUUGGAAAAUGAGAUGCCAAGGCCCGCACGAUUGAAGGACAUUGGAAGAGGGUGGAGUUUCACCACGGACAAGCAAGUAUCAACCGAGGUCAAAUUGAGAGAAUCUGCAUGGGAAACGUUGGUGUUGUUUGCCGUGAACUUUACGCGCUUAAACGUGCACAUGAACAUGGGCAAUGUAAUGGGCAACGUUAGCUGGAUGACAAAGGAUUUCAGAUCAGACGGUAGAUUGUCGAUCGGUAGCACAGGAUACAAAAAUUUGUACAUAGGCAUUGGUCUGGGAGGAUCGAGUCUAGAUGCGAAAGGCGGUAUAGUCGGUGGAACGAUUGAAUUAAGUAGAAUUGACACUUACAUACAUAUCCGAGAAGAGCCUGGAAUAGAACCCGAUCAUACUGUAGGAUUGAAAUUAUUCGCAUUGGAAUUGCGUUUGGAUUACAUGGGAACUAGCGUGUUAAUGUCUCGAGUGUCUUCGUUGGAUGUCACUCUUAGAGACGAGUGGAAGAUUAAUCGCAGCAGCAGUGGAGAUGCUUUCAUGCCAACAAGAAGGCCUGCGAUCAUUUUCAUGCAUGGUGAUCUGGGUUGGGAUCAACUACAGAUUAUGAUUAGUAAGUCAACGACAGCCGACCUGCUGAAAAUGUUUUAUAAACUGGAUGAGUUCUUCAGCCAACAGUUUAAGAGCAGCAAACGCGUCUUUAGCUCGUUGCAACCGAAACAUCAGAGGAUAAACAACAGCAGUUUUAGAAAGAGACAACAAAAGAAAAAAUACGCUGCUGAUGUUAAUGCAGGAGGUCCAUGGAGUUUAAAUCAGACUGCAAUAUCAGACGCCAGACAUCACAGACAUUGGCAAAGAGUGUUGGCGCAAGUGGCUGGUCUUCAAUUAGGAAGCUUAAGAUUCUCUUUACCGUCGACCGGCACUGUUCUUGGUGGUACAAUGGAGCUUCAUGGCUGCAACAUCAGCCUAGCAUGUUUCCAUGGAAUCAAUUUCAAAAGCAAAAGUUGGGCGUUGUUCUCGCUAAAGGAGCCUUGCAUAAGUUUCGCUACAGAGGCCCAAGAAAUCCCAAGUGUUGAAACACCCAACACGUGUGACGUUCAUGUCGUACAAACAUUAACCAUCAGUUUGGGUCACCAGCAGGAGCAACAUGCGAGACACCACUCCAUGGCAACCGUUUGCAGAUUAAGCCGCAGCGUUCUGUUCCCACCUCAAUUUAAAUCUUUACAGGAAUGGUUCCAUUACGCGUUUGCUAGUAGCGAAAUUGAUGCGGUGGAUAGAUUUCCAUGUGUCGAGAGAGACAGGAUGGAUAGCAUGAUGACUGACGGUAACAGCGCAUCGCGUGGACGAAGCACAUCUGCAACAUCCGGCAAGCUGCAGGAACACUCGCACACGCGUGAAGUGAUAUUCGCCCUGCCCUCAUUGCAGCUACAUCUGAAAACUGAACACUUACAAACCGCUCGCACACCGGAUGUCAUAGGACUUCCUAAGCAUAUUUUGUAUAGCGAGAAACCAUUAGUCGAGUGCAGUUUCAUAACAGAAUUUGAGGAUCACAUAUUCGUUACCGUUGAUGCCGAAGCCUUUUUCUUCCUGCAUGAUCUCAUCACGUCAUACGUAAAAGAGAAAGAGAGAGUGCACACGAUGCAGAAUAUGAGUGCCAGAGCACACAGUCCCGAUCCUCAGGAGAAGAAGAGUGCAAGCGCGGGAGCGGGGGCUAACGUCUCUAGUGUGUCCUCCGUCACUUCCGAAGAUGAGAAGAAACGCAAGCAGUUUGAUCCGGCUGAGAUGUUCAUAAAAGAUUGGCGAUCAUAUAGAUGUAAAACGUGGCAUUUAGAACCGACAGUACGGCUGCUAUCGUGGGCCGGUAAAAGUAUAGAACCCUACGGCAUUGAUUACAUCCUUCAAAAGCUUGGGUUUUCCCAUGCACGCACGACGAUACCAAAAUGGAUACAACGAGGAUUUAUGGACCCCUUAGAUAAAUUACUCGCCGUUCUUAUGUUAAGGAUGGUGUUGGCAGUUCGCGAGGAGACAUCGGACGAGCAGAAGGAACAUAAGAGAGAAAAGUAAUACCAGGUGGACUUUUCUUUGUUUUAACGAAAGCAUCGAAUGUACAGGAUAUGAUCUCACGGUAUAUAUAUCGGAAUAUUAUGUAUUAGCGGUGCAACCGAUAAAAAAAAGACCAUAAUAACAUUAUAGUAUUAUAUUACUUAGGACGUGAUAAAAACCCACGCGCAAAGCAACACGUCAACUGUGUAUAAAAUUUUCUUUUCUAUUGUUCGCUUAAGGGAAUUAGCUCCAAACUAACUGACACUAAAUAAUAUAAUUGAAGGGAAGAACUAUAGUGGUUAACAAUACGAUCAUUCUUGAUAAAGAACUACGAAACGUAUUUUUAAGCACUUAUGUUCAGAGGUAUAUGUGUUACACGACGUAUUCCAAUAGAGAUUUGUAAGAAAUGUAAUUAAAUAUAUCCUAACAAUGUGUAUCCAACUAACUGUAUAUUACUGAUACACGUAGCGUGUAAAGCUUGUUUUAGUCGUUUACGUUUUUUUUUAUUGCAAUUUUUAUUUAUCGUAUACGUUUUUUUUAUUGCAAUUAUAUAACAAAGAAUAUCAUAUCAUUUUAAUAUAUUUUAAUUAUACUUUUGUAUUAUAGUAUGAUCACAAUUAUGUAUAUAAUUAUAAUUGAUUAAUUAAGUUUGGCCAAACUAUAAUAUUAUCUGUUUCUUUUGUCUUCGCGAAUUGCAGGGUGUCAUGAUAUAAUUAUUAUCUAUAAUAGCGCAUACAUUCUAAAGACAAUUUUCUAUGUACAAAUUAUACAUGCAUAUGUUUCUACGUGGAAAUGUGUGAAAAAUAUGUUAUGUAUCUUUAUCGCGCUAGUUAUAGGAUAAAAUGCGGAAUUAAUGUUUACUAUAUCAUUCCAUCACGUGUUGUUCAUUACAAGUAUGAAUUUAUAAACUAUUUUAAAUUUCGUAAUAUAAAUUAUACAUAUAAUUGUAUGGAUUAUACUCUUUAAAGAUUUAGAUUAUAAAAGUGCCGUCUGUGAUUCUUCCGUAUAUAGUAUUGUGUAUAAACCGUUUGCUAUGACUUAUUUGUUUAUAAAACUUUCUUGAAAGUAACUGCUUCAUAUAUUUUAAGUGUAUACAAAUAGGUCUCUGUAAUGUGCUUCUAUCAUUAUUAUAGAUCAUAGAAGAAAGAAAUCUAGAACAAUUUCUUGUUCAUUUGAAUAAUGUAAAAAAUUUUAUAUCGAUAAAUGUGUAAAUACAUAUGAAAUAGAGUUGAAGUGAUUAACAUUUAUCUCUAAUAUCUCUAAUAUUUAUCUCUACCAGUAUAAAUAUUCUGGAUUGUAUGUGAUGUAUCCUUUAUAAACAUUUCAAUGAAAAACGACUAGAUAUAUUCCAUGCCUUUCUUUUGUAAAACAAAUUUUAUCAAAUGUACCCGAAAAUUUACAAUUGCUCAAUUAUGAAUUUUUUCUUGCUUUAAUAGCAAUAUGUACUGAUUACAUACCAAUUGAAAUAAAUGUGCAUUUUUAAAUAUC